Molecule: messenger RNA, 1763 nt
Organism: Phytomonas sp. Hart1
Lineage: Eukaryota; Euglenozoa; Kinetoplastea; Trypanosomatida; Trypanosomatidae
Source: the annotation of a GenBank genome assembly
AUGUUUUUAACCUAUGCCUUAUUCACGACAUAUCCCUCAUUUUGCCACCCCUUCCGAGGGGCGACGAUUCAUUUGAAUGCAAAUUUUGGUAUGGGAUCAUUUUCUUUGGCCAGUACAUAUUGGCCAAAGUCGAUGAUAAAGUAUGUCUUAGGAAAAUGCAGGGAAAACGACUUUUAUUUCAUGAUAUCUUCUUCUUGACGGAUGACCUUUAAAAUACAAUUUUGCUAUAAUAUUGUUUACUAAGUCUUUUUUUAUCAUCUUCAGAGCGUAAAAGCACUGUAAAGAGGGAUACCAAUACCAUCAAUCGCCAUUUUACGUCUUUCAAAACUUCAACUCGGUUAAUCUCUAUUAAAUGGGUGACAUGUCUGUUCUACAUUUUUUUUGUAUUGUGGGUCAUUAGAAAGGAUUAUAUGUUUAUGUUUUUCCUGAGUUUAUCUUAUUGAUCUCUUUAUUUUACCUUGUUCUGGAUGUGAUAGCGCUUUAAGUUGCAUUCCCAUAACCAUAUUUCUAGUUGACAUUCACAGGCGUAAAGUUUAUUUUAUUAUUUCUAUUUAAUUUGUAUCUGAAUCCUUAUUUAUUAUCCUGACCUUCCCGACAGAGAUGAUACUUAUCAAAAGAAUUUAGAUUUCAAAUUUUAUUUAUUAAUCUCCAUUUUUUACAAUGCAGCAACAUUUCUAUCAUUUUUCAUUGAAUUAUGCAGCUAAAUGGAUUAUUUUUUCCCUAUGUAUUGCUGAGUUUUGAUGAAGUUCAGUACUGAGGCCACAAAUCUUCUUCAAAUGUAUUCUUGACUUUCUUUAUCUCUCUUUUUUAUUUUUAUAUUCCAACUCUCAAUAGACGUGAUUUUUUCAAUUCUACAAGUGAUGAUAUUGUAUUUGUUACACUAACAUAUAAAUAUAUGUAUAUAUAUAUAUAUUACUCCAACCUGCUCAAUCCUCUUCACCAUUUAUUCAUCUUUCGCAAUUACAGAGGAUGAACAGGUGAAGGACUUCGCAUCAUGUGUCUAUUUGUAUCGCCAUUUUCAUUAACUCACACAUGCUUAGGAUUUUAUUAUUAAUAAAUUAAUCUCACCUUUAUCAUCCCAGCUUGUCAUAAAGGCUUUAGAGAAAGCAAUAUUUUAAUAUAAAGCAUUUCGUUGCUUUAUCAUCCUCAUUUAAUGAAUGCCGUCAGGAUGCUCAUAGAAGUAAUAUCACGUUAUUAUCAUUAUCUUUUCCAUCUCCCUAUUAAAGAAUAGUCGAUUACAUAUUAAACUGACCUAGUUUGAAGAUCUUCAAGGGGAAGCUAUGAUAUUAAUUAAACUUUGUGGAGAAAACUACCUUCACUGGGUUUACUUUCUUCCCAAACUUUAUAUCUUUCCUUCUUUCUACAGGUUCAUAGUCAAGGGUACUGACCUCUCCUCGUGAAAUGCCUAUAUGGCCAUACCGGUAGUGGUGUUAAGAAACACUUUAUUUUACUUGGAUUGAUUUAUUUCUGUAGUUUAUUGCUUGUAUAGCAUUAUUUUCCAUUAUUUUUCUACAAGAAAGGGUGAUUUAGAUUUAUCACCAACAAAUUUUUACCUUUUUCCGACAAAUGGCAUGCUUAGCUGAAUUCCCUCUUAGCGGGUAAAAUUUUUGGUAUUCUUUUCAUAUUCUUAUCUUCAAAAGUACAACGUUGAAUAGAGGUCAUAAUACACGUAUAGUUUUGUAUUUUUCUACAUUUACUGAUCUUUACGAAGAAGUAAAUAACUGGUAAAACAAUGCGAAACAAUAUGCUUCCCAAGACUUUCA